GUAAUCCCAGCCUCCUCUGGAUUCAUUGGGAAUGGUUUUACUCAUAGGUUUUACUACACAGCAGCGGAGACCAGCACGGCGGCAGGAUUUUAAGAACUUGAAUAUUGGAUAUAUUUAGCCGACAUAUUCAACAGCACUGAAAAGGAUUUCUUGCUACAUCAGAGGGCACCCUGCGUCUGUGUCUUGCCUCUUAAAUGUCUAGCACGGUGUUGCUAUAGUGGAGAGGACCACCACCUCAGGAUCUGCAGACAGGGACUCGGCCAGUUGACCGCCAUGCCUCGCUCAAAGCCUAACUGGAGCCCUCUGUGGCUCACCUGUGUCCUCCUGGGCCUCACGGCUGUACAUGUCAUAGAUGUCCUUACUGUACCCCAGCAGGUGAGCCUGUCAGCUAACAGGUCUACACAGCAACUGUCCAUAUCCUGGCUGGGAGGAGCAGCGGCAACCUUCGACCUCCUGAUUCUGAGAACUGAAUUCAAUAUAACUGUCUUCUACGACACGGUGUCCGUGACGGUGAAUCAGGAGAGCGGACGGCACCAGUGGGACUGGACCUCAGUCGAACCCCUGGAGUGCACAUCGCUGUCCGUCAGAAUCCGCUCACGAGACAGAGAGACGACGAGUGACUGGAGCAACACUCAGAUACUUCAAGGAAGCGAUCUCCCCAGCAAUGAGAAAAUCCAGGUGUUACCCCAGGACAGAAUCGUACCUGUGGGGGCCAACACCACCUUCUGUUGCAUUAUGGCGGAGGGGAAGCAGUUCGGUACCAUCAAAUACGGCAACACGGUCAUGCACGAGACGCGACUGAGUAGGCGAAGUUACGCUGUUACGGCUGUGAAUCAGGGACUCUCCCGCCAGACGGGAACCAACGUCAUCUGUAACGACAAGCUGAAGUCGGACCCUUGGGGAUCGGUGGUGUUUGUCGGAUAUCCACCACUGCCCAGUGACUUUGUGUGCGAGACUCAUGACUUAAUCUCAGCUGUGUGCCAGUGGAACGAAGGACGAGACACACGCCUGUACGGCAAACGAAGCACAAGCUACACGCUGAACAACAGGAAAUGUGAUUUUAGCAGGAUGCAGAAGAAGCAUGACGAGUGGCGUGUGGCCCAGUGGGAGGGUAACUGGACCCUGGUAGCCGCGAAUCCUCUCGGCCGGCACGUCCUCACUGACUCUGCUGAGCUCAGGCACAGAGUGCGUCCGGUAGCACCAGAGAGCCUGAACUCUGCUGUCCAUGCCUGGAACACCACUGUGCUGUGGCAGUGGAAGUACAACAUCUAUUCCUCUCUGGCUCUUGACUGCCAGGUAGAGCUCUCCUCCCAAGGGUACAAAACAAAGCGUACCUUCUCCGGUCUGGGCCUGCGGUCGGUGGUCCUGUCAGACCUCGACCCCGAUGAGGAUUACAGCGUUCAAGUCCGCUGUGGUGCCCAGCAGAAUUUCUGGAAUUGGGGAAGCUGGAGCAAGCCGCUUUCCUUCAAAACCAACACUUAUGUUCCAGAUGCUCUUGAUGUGUGGAUGUGGAUUAACAAAGACUACACUGCGCAGGUCAUUUGGAAGCCUCUGACACAAAGACAAAGCCAUGGUCUGAUCACACGUUAUGAAGUUACGUUCUGGAGCCCCAAGGAAAAUCGACAGCGCACAGAAUUCUUCUUACCGGAUACUUCUGUGGUAGUAAUCAACCUCACACAGAUCGCAACCGUCAGCGGUGACGACAAGGUCACGGCAACCGUCAUUGCGAGGAACGCCGCAGGGGUGUCUCAACCUGCAAGUGUACAUAUACCACUACAUCUGACAGAUGUGGAACCCCGUUCCAUGUCCAGGGCCGUUUAUACGGACGGAGGCUUCCCUCUGUUCUGGCAGCGCGACGACAACGCCACCUGCGCUUCUGUGGUAGAAUGGUAUGAGGCCUCCUGCAAGUGGAACUGCCCUGUGAGGUGGAUCAAGGUGGCCGCCGGAACCACCAACGUCUCCGUUGAGUCAGCCGACUUCCAGCCGGGCGUGAUGUACUACAUCUCCCUGUACAGUAUCACCUCGGAGGCACCAGAGCUGCUGCAGCGCUGGCAGGGAUACAUGCAGGAGCUGGUCCCCUCCGCUUCUGUCAGCCUGUCAACCACCCAGCAGAACUCCAACAUUCUCCUGACCUGGGGAGAGAUCCCGCUGGUCGACAGAAGAGGCUUCCUCCUGGGCUACAACAUUUACGUCAGUAGCGGCUCCGAGCUCAAGCUUCUCGCCAAUCUGUUGGACCUAGGAAGCAGGUAUUACACAGUAAAAGGCCUCUCUGAAGGCUCCUAUAAGUUCACUGUCAAGGCCUACACCUCAGCAGGCGAGGACACAGGCGUCACUGCCUCCAUAACGCUGGAGCCAUACACUGAUUGGCUGAUACUGGAAAUCUUGGCUUCCAUGGGAAUCACAGCCGUAUUCGUGGUCUUCGUCACCUUCGUUUGCUACAAGAAAAGGAAAUGGGUGAAAAAGGCGUUCUAUCCAGACAUACCCGAGCCCAAGCUGCCCGGCGAUUGGUCCAGGUCACAGGAGCCACUGGAUGUGAAGCCAUCACCCCAUAGUUUGGUCCACAUGGUGGAGAGGCCCGAGUGGGAUUCUAGCAAAGAGGUACUCGUCGUCAUUCCCGAAGAGGAAGAGGAUGAAGACGGGCUGGGAGACGAGCCAGCUGACACCGAUGAGCCGGCUUCAUUGCGCUACUACAACCACGUGGUAGACGAGCGCCCCAUAAGGCCGCGCUUCCCAGACUCCUCGUCUUCCUCCGCGUCCUCUUUGGAUUCGGCGCGCACCGAUGUAACGUACACGGGGAUCCAGACCUCAGGGUCUUCCUUGGUCUUCCAGCUGGAUCCGCAGGGCUCCUCCGAGGGCCACCAACCCCAGGCUGAUCUGUCCUUCUGCAGAGGAGGAGGAGGAGGAGGAGGAGGAGGAGGAGGUUACCGGCCCCAGAUGCAAUCUAGAGCCCCAAAUGACGACACAGACCUAGCGUCACCCGAGCCUUUCUUCGAGCCCCAGGCUGCCAGCUCCGGGGGCUACAAACCCCAGAGCUCCUGGCAUUUGGACUCCCCCGUGGAGGCCGGGGAGAACGACGGCCUGGCACCCUCUCUCGGGUCGCCCACCUCAAUUGCUUCCACUCAGUUCCUCCUCCCUGACGGAGAGGAGCACGCAGAUGAGAGGCGAUCAUCGUCGGCGGCAACCUGGUUCACCAACCUGCUAUCAUCCACUAAACCAUGAAAUCAUCUCAUGCUCACUACUAGCAGUCAGGCCGGGGAGGAUGGGGGAGGGGGAGGAGGGGGAGUAACAGAAAACCUUCUGAUUCAUUGCUGUUACUAGUGUCAUGCAUCAAACAAGCCUCACCCGUACAGUGUCGGUAAAUAUCCCCCCUGAUGUAGCACUACAUUCUUACAGUUGCACUUUGGAAGCAGCUCAAUCGUGCUAUUUAAGGUGUUUAUUCCAAACAUACAGAAAUAUUGUUGAUUUUCUCCGUCAUGCAAAUAUCAUAAAUCAAAACCUGUAUAUUUGUAUAUCAAAUCCUUUCUAUUCUGACAGCAAAUCUCUUUCGUCAUACCUCUUUUCAACCCAUAUUUAAUCCCCAUGAUGGGCAUUUAGCAAUGGCACAUCCUGUGUUUCAGCUGGUUGUAUCCAGUUUUUAUCUUGCAUUUCAGUUGUUUUUAUUUCUUGUCGAUGUGAACUUUGCCACACUACAGAAGAAAUCUGAAAGCAGGAAGUUUUCAAACCUAAUGACGGAUCUGUAAAAGUAAGGGACAUUUAUUUUUCUUUUUGGAAGAACACUACAAAAGAACGGUUUGGGUGGAAGGUAGCUAAGCAGACAGCAUCCAUGUCUUCUGCCGGUCCGCUGACAGCUGGACAGUUGAUGAGCUACUGAAAGGAAAAGAUGAUUUUAGAGGUAUGUAUAGGUGGCACUCUCUUGGGUCAGUACCAAGGUAGCUCCUAUCAUAACAGAUCUAUUUUUCACAAAUCACUGUCUGAACGGUGAGAUGUAAAUUGAAAGAUGUACUUGUGAUUAUUUUAAACAUACAGGAGUGGAGCUGUCUGGAAUUGUGUGGGUGAUGAGCCCCCGUGGAUAUAUACACUGAUAUAAGCUAGCACAUGAAUAAAAACUAAUGUAAUUCAAUUAGCAAACACACUAUUAUGUUACUUUGGGCUGUUUUUGUUGGUUUCUUUCUUUAACCAGUAAAGGUUUUUUGCAGUAUUUUUAAUUUUUUUUUUCUUGUUGAGAAAUACAUUUCACAGUCAGGCCAGUGUCUUCUUCUUAAUGUUGCAACGUGUCGCGCGUUAUCCUCGAGUUAGGGGAUUGGUAUUGAACAAAGUAUGAGAAAUCACUUGGAUGGGUUAUUACAGUGUCGGAUGAUUCUUGAUAAAUAUAAUGCUUCCAGACAUUUGCACCAUGUCGGCCUUGCUCCUAAAUGUUUAUGUAUAAUGAAAAAAAGAAUAUGUUACAAUAAUGCAGUUCAGAAAUGUAUUUUAUCGGACGUACAGUUCCCACUGGCACUGAGUGUUGCAUACAAAGGAUUUUAGCAAGCGCUGAAACUAUCUAAACGUUGGUUACAUUAUAUUUGUGUGCUCGUGAGAAAUUAUUUUUCUUUGGUCGCUUCAUGUUCAAGCUCAGAGAGGUGGCAGAUAAUGCAUUUGAUGUUGAUUUGCUGUGCUUGAGUGCUUGUUUUUUUUUUUAGGGAGAUCUUAGUCUGCUAUACAUUUUAAGGUUUUUUGUUUUGUUUUUGUUUUUUAUUUCAUUUCAGAUUUGUCCUGAAGCCUCCUUAUACAUUUUGUGACAGGAAAAAGGGACAGUGGAGAAAUCUUACACAGGGAAAUGAAUAGAGAAUUUCCAGAAAUGCUAUCACUUAGUUUUUGAUUUGUUUGUUUUUGACAAAAAUGUGUAGAAAUGACCUUGUAAAUAUCGGUUCGCCCGACAGCACUUUGGCAUCUCCGUUAUGGUGUGAAACACAGGCCACUAAUAGCCAAAGUAGACUCCACAUACUCCAUUUGCUCUCCACUCGCAUGUACAUUGCGGGUGUUGAGGAUGCACCAUUGGCUCGGCUUCCCAAAAGCAUCAUUAUGCAAAGAUGACAACCUUUGAUAUGGUUAGCCAGCGGUAACCAGGAUGUUUAUUUUCUAUUUUUCAGAGCCAGUUUCUUGCUGACAUGUGGUUUUAUUGUUUCUCAGUGCCUCCAGACAACAAGCUUUAAGUAAAAACUACUGUGACAGGA
This is a messenger RNA of Anarrhichthys ocellatus (wolf-eel), 5213 nucleotides long. RefSeq names its product LIF receptor subunit alpha a (gene lifra). The record is from RefSeq and is a predicted model, not a curated record. The transcript is spliced from 18 exons. Bases 274 to 3219 code for a protein of 981 amino acids. Gene Ontology annotation, molecular function: protein binding. Lineage: Eukaryota; Metazoa; Chordata; Actinopteri; Perciformes; Anarhichadidae.